Messenger RNA from Adelges cooleyi (spruce gall adelgid), 1907 nucleotides. Its product is annotated as ras-related protein Rab-8A-like. Gene Ontology annotation, molecular function: GTPase activity; GTP binding; tRNA binding. The transcript is spliced from 5 exons. Gene Ontology annotation, cellular component: synaptic vesicle; plasma membrane; endosome. The record is from RefSeq and is a predicted model, not a curated record. Gene Ontology annotation, biological process: protein localization to plasma membrane; protein secretion; regulation of exocytosis. NCBI's taxonomy places the organism in Eukaryota, Metazoa, Arthropoda, Insecta, Hemiptera, Adelgidae. Bases 414 to 1271 code for a protein of 285 amino acids.
AAUAAAAAUUCAAAAGUUGAUAAUUGUUUCUUUUUGGCAUCAUAAACCACAAUUAUUGCAGACUCAACAAUAUUGUGGUUUUGAUUGCUAGAUGGCGGUUCAAUCUCGUGUAGACUAUAGAAUGUAGAUACUUGUCAGUUGUCUUGUGUUGUUGUCACUCCCUAGUCCCCGUUACCCUCUACUCGCCAGCCAUUCUAUAGGUCCAAUCCAGUCAUCUGUAUCGGCCAUCGGCUCGGCUGUAUCUUAUUUCGUGGCAUGAUUAACCCGUACACGUUUAUAGGUGUGCGUUGUUACUUAACAACAAUUUCUCAACAAUCGAUACUCGAUAAUAACGAUUAACGAUUCUCAGUUUUCUGUUGAGUUUUAAGUUCAAUUCAAGUAUAUUAUAUAUUUUUUUACAUUAUAAUAAUAUAAUGGAAGCUGUGACGAAACUUAACGCCGUGAAAAUUGCCAUUCAUUCUCGUUUAGUUGAAAAGGUGAAAUGGCACAAACAGGAACUUGCAAAUAGAUAUAAUAUUGAGUGUGAACGCCUCAAAUUAGAACAGGAGUUAUUGAAAUCACAGAUUCAGGCUGAAUUGGAAAAACUUAAAAAAGUGAGCUCCAUAAAUGGAGUUAAAAAUGAAAUUAUUGAAGGAGAUGUUAAAAUAUCUGAUGAUAAUAUAAGUAAAGAAAAAUUGAUCGAUAAAAAAAGUACAACUAGAAUCAAUGAUGCAAAGAAAGGUAAUGAUGUUACAAAGAAACAAAAAAAAAUUAAUACUGCUGUUGCGGACAGUAAAAAAGUUGAUACUCCUGUUGAUUUUGGUCGAUUGGAUUUACGGGUGGGAAAAAUUAUCAGUGCCUCUAAACAUCCUAAUGCCGACGCUCUUUAUGUGGAAGUCGUGGACGUCGGAGAAGAGAAACCCAGAACAGUCGUUAGCGGAUUGGUAAAGUACGUACCACUAGAAAAGAUGUCUGACCGUUUGGCCAUACUGUUGUGCAACUUAAAACCAUCUAAAAUUAGAGGAAUACUAUCCGAAGCAAUGGUCAUGUGCGCCAGUACACCUGACAAUGUCGAAAUACUAGAACCUCCUAGUGGGGCUAUACCCGGUGAUUAUAUUACCGUAGAGGGAUACACUAGGUCUCCUGACAAGGUGCUAAAAGUUUUUGAAGAAAUUGCACAAGACUUGAAGACAGACGACCAUAAUCAGGCUACUUACAAGGGAACUCCGUGGAAGGUUGCAGACAAAGGAAUUGUAGUCUCACAGUCAUUAAAAAAUGUUAAAAUUAAAUAAAUAAACGCAUAAUAUACAUGUUAUAUAUGUUUCUGCUUAAAUAUAGUUAUUGCUAUAAGUAAUUAAAAUUCCAAUAAUUUUAAUGUAUUUAAAAAUAUAUUCAGCUAUAAGAUGCAAAAUCGCUCUACACAUAUUUGCCUUCAAACAUCUUUUUUAAAUAUUUACUUUAUGAAAAUAUAUAGAUGACCUUGUUUCUGAAAAACUACUGUUCAUAAAAUUAAAUUUCCUGCGUAUCCCUGAACAGAGAAAGGCACAUUCCUGUAACUUAUGAUUAUACAUACGAUUGUUUAAUUUAAAAAAUAAGAAAUACAUACUAGAUUACAAACAGUACAAUUGUAAUUAAUAUUUGCAUUUUUUAAAAAAUCAUGUUUUAUGCUAUGUAGGCAUGUAGCCAUAGAUAUAUUGACAAUUAGUUAUGUAAUUGUAUAAUUAAUAUGUCAAUUGUCACUCUACUCUUCACCUACCUGCAAUAUUAGUUUUCUAAAUGUUAUAUUGGUAAGAAAUUAUAUAGGAGAAAUAGACAUAGACGGAGGGUGUGAAAAAUACCGUUCAUUAUUUAUUUAUUACUACUGUUAUUAUGUUAUUACGUAUUAGGCCGUAUGUGUUAAAAGAAUAUAUAUAUUUUUUUAAAUUGUA